Molecule: messenger RNA, 1858 nt
Organism: Lasiosphaeria miniovina
Lineage: Eukaryota; Fungi; Ascomycota; Sordariomycetes; Sordariales; Lasiosphaeriaceae
Product: terpenoid cyclases/protein prenyltransferase alpha-alpha toroid
Exons: 3
Coding region: 425-1858 (477 amino acids)
Biological process (GO): protein geranylgeranylation
Cellular component (GO): CAAX-protein geranylgeranyltransferase complex
Molecular function (GO): CAAX-protein geranylgeranyltransferase activity
Source: RefSeq, a predicted model, not a curated record
UGCGGGGAACACGUCUGUGGCUGGAGCUUAAAGCCCCAAGCGACCUCAAGCUUUCACAGUCAGCACAGCACCUCUGGGCGACGGCGACGGCGGUGAUAACGGGGCGAGUGGGUGACACUGAUGGCUCAAAUGACAAGCGCUUCCUACCCAUCAAACGCCUUGCACCAAGAAACUGGCUGAUUUCAAAUAGUUUUGAUGAGCAGAUCUGAACUGCAUCUAAUUCUAUUGUCUGUAGCCCGCCUUCAGCUCAUACACAAAAUAAGCAUCUGAUUGUCAGCCAUUGCCCGCAACGGAGCACCGAGAAGUCUGGAGUACAUGGCUUGACCGCAAAUAGACACAAAUACCUACCACAGAGUCCCUACACCUCCCUAACUGCUGGCCACUCUCGGACGCUACUCGUACGCAUAUAAAGACGGCCGGCAGCAUGGCUGACGCGGAGCCGUCGCUCGACGUGGUGCGGCACCUGAAGUACUGGAAGAUGUGUCUCCAGUACCCGCUUCCCGACCUCUAUCUCUCCAACGAGACCAACCGCAUGGCACUGGCCUACUUCAUCGUGAGCUCCGUGACCCUGCUCACCCCGUCAGGCCCGGCCAGCGGGUGGUCACCUAAGCCGUUGAUCCCGCCCGAGCACCGCAGGCGCCUGCGCGAGUGGGUUCUCUCGCACCAGCACUCGGCCGGCGGCUUCUGCGGCACGUCGUCGCUGGUGCCCCCGUUUGGCGACUACGACGAGUGGGACUUUGACCAGGGCACGCGCACGGCCGAGCACACGGGUCUGGCCAACCUCGCCGCCUUGCUGUUUGCCCUGCAGCUGCUCGCCCUGCUGGCCGACGACGACGACCCCGAAGGCGCCUUCAGGGGCAUCGACCGCGUGCAGACGCUGCGCUGGCUGCGGCAGCUGCAGCGCGACGACGGCAGCUUUGGCGAGUCGCGCCUGCAACUGCCUGGCCGCGGCUGGUUCAUCGGCGGCGGCUACGACAUGCGUUACUGCUAUAUCGCGACGUGCAUCCGCUGGAUUCUUCGGGGUGAUGUGCAGGAGGGUGAUGCUGCGUGGGUUGAGGAUUUCAACACGGAAAAGCUCGUCCAGUAUAUUCUCAACAGCCAGACCUACGAUGGUGGCUUUGCCGGGAGCUCUGAAGAGGAACCCCAUGCGGGCUACGCAUACUGCGCAAUCGGCGCGCUGACGCUGCUCGACCGGCCGUGGGAGGGCAGCACGGCGGGGCACGCCAGCUGGCUGCACCAAGGCAUCCGCGACAAGCCCGGGCUGGUGCAUUGGCUGGCGUCGCGGCAGUUUGUGUACCUCUUGCCGCUGGGGGACGGGGACGGGGACGGGGGUGGGGCGGCGGCCGAGAGCUUCGACCGGGACGAAGACCCGGUCAACUUCGUGCUGCCGGCGGCGCUGGGCGACCUGGCGCUGGACGAGAACACGCGGCACGUGGGCUUCAACGGGCGGUGCAACAAGAUCGCCGACACGUGCUACUGCUGGUGGGUCGGCGCCGCGCUCGCCAACCUCGGCCGCGUCGACGUCGUGCAGCGCGCCGCCUCGCGCCGCUUCCUGCUCGAGCGCCUGCAGCACCGCGUCGGCGGCUUCGGCAAGUAUCCCGGCAGCCCGCCCGACGUGUACCACGCCUUUUUUGGCCUCGCCACCCUGGGCGUUAUGGGUGAGCCCGGUGUUAAGCCGUGCGAUAGCUCCCUGGCCGUGCCCGUUGAGACGGUGCGCACUAUUGAGAAGGCGCGGCGGGGGCUGCUGAAGACGGCUGGUCGGGGCGGCGCGGCCGGGUCGCUGGCGCAAGGACUCGUGGAUAUGGGCUUGGCUGUGCGCGGAACGAAGCCCGGCUGGUUGGCGGCCGUCGGGGGGUGA